Messenger RNA from Phragmites australis (common reed), 1988 nucleotides. Its product is annotated as silicon efflux transporter LSI3. The transcript is spliced from 3 exons. The coding region runs from base 129 to 1568 and encodes 479 amino acids. NCBI's taxonomy places the organism in Eukaryota, Viridiplantae, Streptophyta, Magnoliopsida, Poales, Poaceae. The record is from RefSeq and is a predicted model, not a curated record. Gene Ontology annotation, cellular component: membrane. Gene Ontology annotation, biological process: transmembrane transport.
AGCAUGCAGCUCUCCUCUGGUACUACUUAAGGCUCAGGUGAGCCACCCCUCUGCUUCGUCAAAGCAGAGAGUUGCAGUGAGAGCAAAGAACUGAGAGUUGCCUCAAGGAGAGUAAGCAGAGAUCAGCCAUGGCGCUGGCUUCUUUGUCGAAGGUGGUGCUUGGUUCGGUUGCGUUCGGGGUGUUCUGGAUGCUGGCGGUGUUCCCGUCGGUGCCGUUCCUGCCGAUCGGGCGCACGGCUGGGGCGCUGCUGGGAGCGGUGCUCAUGAUCGUCUUCCACGUCAUCAGCCCCGACGACGCGUACGCCUCCAUCGACCUCCCCAUCCUCGGGCUGCUGUUCGCCACCAUGGUCGUCGGCGGCUACCUCAAGGGCGCCGGCAUGUUCAAGCACCUGGGCGCGCUGCUGGCGUGGCGGAGCCAGGGCGGGCGCGACCUCCUCUGCCGCGUCUGCGUCGUCACCGCGCUCGCCAGCGCGCUCUUCACCAACGACACCUGCUGCGUCGUGCUCACCGAGUUCGUGCUCGAGCUCGCCGCCGAGCGCAACCUCCCCGCCAAGCCGUUCCUUCUCGCGCUCGCCACCAGCGCCAACAUCGGCUCCAGCGCCACGCCCAUCGGCAACCCGCAGAACCUGGUCAUCGCAUUCAACAGCAAGAUCACCUUCCUCCAGUUCUUCUUCGGCAUCCUGCCCGCCAUGCUCGCCGGGAUGGGCAUCAACAUGGUCAUGCUGCUCUGCAUGUACUGGAAGGACCUCGAGGGCGCCUGCCCCGAUGAGGUGGCCACCGGGAAGGAGAUGGAGGCCGUCGAGGAGGGACGGUCUCCCUUGUCGGUGCUAUCUCUCAAAAGCCCCGCCGCCGGCAACGGCAACGGCCACGGCCACGACGCCGACUCAGUGAUGUCAGAGAACAUCUCGACCAAGCACCGGUGGUUCAUGCAGUGCUCAGAGCACCGGCGGAAGCUGUUCCUCAAGAGCUUCGCGUACAUCGUCACCGUCGGCAUGCUCGUCGCCUACAUGCUCGGGCUCAACAUGUCCUGGACCGCCAUCACCACCGCCAUCGCGCUCGUCGUCGUCGACUUCCGCGACUCCGAGCCCUGCCUCAACAAGGUGUCCUACUCGCUGCUGGUCUUCUUCUCGGGGAUGUUCGUGACGGUGAGCGGGUUCAACAAGACGGGGCUUCCGGGGGCCAUCUGGAACUUCAUGGCGCCCUACUCAAAGAUCAACCACGUCAGCGGCGUCACCGUCCUCUCCGUCAUCAUCCUGCUCCUCUCCAACCUCGCGUCCAACGUGCCAACCGUGCUGCUGAUGGGGGACGAGGUGGCGGCGGCGGCGGCGACGAUCUCGGCAUCGGCGGUGACGCGGUCGUGGCUGCUGCUGGCGUGGGUGAGCACGGUGGCGGGCAACCUGUCGCUGCUGGGGUCGGCGGCGAACCUCAUCGUGUGCGAGCAGGCGCGCCGCGCGCCGCGCAACGCCCACGACCUCUCCUUCUGGAGCCACGUCGUCUUCGGCGUCCCCUCCACGCUCGUCGUCACCGCCAUCGGCAUACCGCUCAUCGGCAAGAUCAGCGUCGACUAGCUACCACAUCCAUGGAGGCCUCCACGUCGUGCCAUGCAGGCAUGGCAACCGAUCGAGCAGGCAAUCUCAAGCGCUAGCUAGCUACAUGCUUAUGCAUGUAUGCAUACGCUUCGAGUUUACGAUGGAUUAGUGCAUGUUUCUCAAGUUAUUUAUAUUUUCUGUACACGUAUAGCUUUGCCCUGCUCUGGUCUGGGACAACUGUUGUAAGUCUUGACUAGCUAGAGCAGCAUUGUCAGAUGUUAAGAAAGGUGCAAUGUGCUAAUAAGCAGCUAGCACAUGCAAGAUCAUCUGGCCUGUCAUGCUUAACUAGAGUAGGGUUCCAAAUUAAGAUAUGUAGUGAUCACUAGUAGUGAGUGACCAAGUAUAUGAAUUAUCACAUAGUUUCAAGUAAUAAUGAUUCAAGUUGGCAGGGCUUUGUCU